AUGAGCUCGUCGUUAGCAGCGUUUCGUAUAGCGGGACUUCCGCCAGAUUUCUACUACAUUCCCAAUUUCAUCUCGGUAGAAGAAGAAGCUUCGAUUUUGCAAAAGAUCCCCGCCCAGCGCUGGACACACCUCACCCGCCGACGCCUACAAGCCCACCCCUCCACUCUGACCAAAAACAACACGCUCCUCGCCGCGCCCCUACCAGCCUAUCUCACCCACCCUGUUUUCCAGCGCUUCAAGGAGCGGGGGGUUUUCGAGGGGACGCCGCAUCGGCAGCCGAAUCAUGUGUUGAUCAACGAGUAUAGGCCGGGUGAGGGAAUUAUGCCGCAUGAGGAUGGCGGUGCGUAUGCGCCUGUUGUAGCGACUGUGAGUCUGGGUGGCGCGGUGUGUCUGGAAGUUAGUUCGAAAGCGAGCGGGAACGAAGACGAUGGGACUACCACGAGCGAACCUGCGGAUUGCAAGGACAGCGAAGGUAGCCUGGAUGAGGGUUUGACGUCGACGAUGGGGUAUACGAUUCCCACCCGUAUUUUCCAGGAACCGCGCUCAUUACUUAUUACUACUGGCGUUGCGUAUCGCGAUUUACUCCAUGGGAUUGCGUCGGUCGAGGUUGAUGAGGGGUUGAGUGCGAAGACGGUUGCGAAUUGGGGGUUACUUGCUGAACCAGGGGUUAUUGAGGAUGCGGGAGGGCGAAAUGUGAGGGGUACGAGGAUCAGUCUUACGUAUCGUGAUGUGCUGAAGGUUAGUUCGGCGGCGAGUAAGGUCUUUGGCGGGUUGCAGAAACGGUGA
This is a messenger RNA of Cucurbitaria berberidis CBS 394.84, 786 nucleotides long. RefSeq lists its product as uncharacterized. Bases 1 to 786 code for a protein of 261 amino acids. NCBI's taxonomy places the organism in Eukaryota, Fungi, Ascomycota, Dothideomycetes, Pleosporales, Cucurbitariaceae. The transcript has 2 exons. The record is from RefSeq and is a predicted model, not a curated record.